Messenger RNA from Angiostrongylus costaricensis, 1365 nucleotides. NCBI's taxonomy places the organism in Eukaryota, Metazoa, Nematoda, Chromadorea, Rhabditida, Metastrongylidae. The record is from the annotation of a GenBank genome assembly.
AUGGCUCAUGAGGUUCUUGCAGUCAUCGAACUUCCUGUCGCACAAACGAUACCUCGGCAUGCGUGGCAGUUACAGUUUGAAGCCGCUAUCUUCGUGUUGUACGGCGAAGGAAAUGCGAUAGGCCCAAUUUCUAGAAUUUCUGCAUACUCGGCUCGUGUUGAUCCUCCAUCGAGUCCUGUGAUAGCCGUGCUAAGGCGUUCCCACACCAAUUGGACUCUUAUGGAUCGAGAGAUGGUUCAUCGCCUUACGACUGCAAUGGCACCGACGUUAUCGAUGUUUGUCAUUAUUGGACUUUUGGUUAGACUUCUGGAUAGGAAUUUUAAUCUGUUUCUCAAUUUAGUGGCAGUUCUUUCAUGUGCUCAAAAAAUGCUAUAUAACAACGAUUUUGGACUGCCUGAGUUAAGAGACGCCAAAAAUCAUCGAAAAUUUUACGCGAUGAAAGUAGAGAAGCAGCUUAACUGUGAAAGGCCUGUCCUCAAACUCGAUGUAGCUGUUUUAUCGCAGCUACGAACUGCUGCAGGAUUUCCAACGUUGAUCGUUGCUGGUCGUACCAAUGCGUUCAAGUUCUGUGUGAUGCAGCUUCUUGGUCCAGACUUACGAUCACUUAUGUUGGUAAUGCCAAGCAAAAAGUUCUCACCUGCGACGGCAUAUAAAAUCGCUAUUCAAACGUUAGAUCGCUUGGAGACACUACACGAUAUCGGUUACCUCAACAGGGAUGUAAAAUCGCAGAAUUUUGCUAUUGGACUCGAAAAUCAAUCAUCGAUCGUGUACAUGCUUGACUUUGGCCUAACUAGGCGAUUCAGAAAUGAGGAUGGGACGCUAAUGAAACGUCGCAUUUACGGACCAUGUGUUGGAACAUUUCCGUUUGCACCACUCGCAUCAGCAACAAUGAGAGAUCAAGCGCCCAAGGACGAUUUGGAGGGCUGGUUCUACAUGAUUAUGGAGAUUUUCAUUGGUUUUCUUCCAUGGUAUCACGAAAAAAUGAUUUUGGAUCACAGUCUUACCCGUGAGUGGAAGCAGUAUGCUCGUGGAGCAUUUAAAAGCACAAUGCUUAGAAGUCUGCCGUGCGAAUUCACUCCUAUAUUCAACAACAUUAUAACUAUGAGGUUCGAAGAGCGACCACGAUACUACUUCAUUAGAAGAAUGGUUAGCGCUAGCGCUAUUCGGCAGGGCGUUAAUCUAAAUGCACCAUAUGAUUGGCAGGUUGUGCCAGCCCUCUUAUCCUUAGUGAAGCAGACCACUGAAUAUGAUUCACCACCGACAGCUAGUGUUACAAACAAACUGGAAGACGAUCGCGAACUUGCAACAGCCAACUUCUGUCAAUCGUCCAAUUCAAUGGUCUCCGUAGCGACAGGCGUUUCAUAA